UCAAGGAUAGUGCACAUUGCAAAGUCACUGACUCCCCACAGUCCCCUUCUAAUGUAGGCAGCAAAUGACAGCUCUGGUAUCUCAGAGCAAAAUGGUAGCUUUGCCAUUCUCCUUUGCAAAGUCACACUCACAACAACACACAUUUGAGUCAGGAAUGCAGCUCAGUGGACUAUGACACCAGGGAAAUUGGGUAAGGUGGGAAAACUGCCUACAGAAAGCAGGUGGCUUCAUAGGAAACAGUGCUGACCCCUGACAGUGCUAGUCCUGAGACAAAGAAUGGAACCAUCAGGGUGUCUGAAAUAAUCUCUUGCUUCUCACAGUGAGGAUAGAUGGGGAAGCACGGCUUGCCUUGUUGUGGUUGGUUAUUCUGGAUGACAAGCUUCCUCUGCAAGUAAAACAUUGAUGCCCAAAGUCCAGCACACACUUCAUUCAUUAUAAAGGCUAACGCCAUAAAAACCAAACCUUUGUGACUUAGUUAUGGAAGGAGCUGCACAGAAGAAAACCAGGUAUGUUCCCAAACCUGGCACAAGAGUUUCAGUUCCCAAAAGCUCUUGGAGCCUUUCUGCAGUGUGUGGUAGUAACUGUCAUGUCAGCUACGAGGUGAUUGCAUACUACUUAAUAAAUGUAGGCAGCAAAUGACAGCUGGUAUCUCAGAGCAAAAUUGUAGCUUUGCCAUUCUCCUUUCCAAAGUCAUUUCAUAUUAGUAAGUGGCCUUACUGAUUUCAGGUGUAUUUGAAGUGCCACAGUGCUUGGAAACAUCCAUCUCAUUUGCUUGAUAGUUUAGCCAGAAAUAUGAGCAUCUUGAUAAAAAGUGAACAACAAACAAACAAACAAGAAAAACCCCUCAAAUUCAUUUUUCUAGGAACUAAAUUUAGUGGUGAUUUAAAGGAUAUAGGGGGAAUAGUAAUACUGCUACCUUGGACUUCAGGAGGGCGGACUUUGAAUUGUUCAGGGGACUAAUAGGGGGAGUCCCCUGGCAUUCAGUCCUAGCGAGCAAAGGGGUCCAAGAGAGCUGGUUGCUCUUCAAAAAGGAAGUCUUAAGGGCGCAGGAGCAGGCAGUCCCCCUGAGCUGCAAAAUGAGCCGGCGGGGAAGAAGACCGGCGUGGAUGAAUAGGGAGCUAUUCCUGAGGCUCCGGGAGAAAAAGAGAAUCUACCGCCUGUGGAAAGAGGGACAGGCCACUCAAAAUGAAUACAGGGAAGUUGUUAGGAUGUGUAGAGGUGAAAUCAGAAAGGCAAAAGCCCAGCUUGAAUUUAACCUAGCUGCUGGUGUGAAAAGGAAUAAGAAACUCUUUUAUAAAUACGUUAACAGUAAGAGGAGGACAAAGGAGAAUAUCCACUCUUUGCUGGAUGAGGCUGGGAAUGUGACCACUGAGGAUAAGGAAAAGGCGGAGGUUCUGAAUGCCUUCUUUACGUCUGUCUUUAAAAGUCAGACCAGUUAUCCUCAGGAUACCCCUCUCUCUGACCUGGUAAUCUCGGCCGGGAAGCACACUAACCCCCCUGUGAUUCUGAAAGAAACAGUCAGAGGCCUACUGCUCCAGCUGGACUGUCACAAGUCGAUGGGGCCAGAUGAGAUCCACCCGAGAGUGCUGAGGGAACUGGCGGAGGUGAUAGCCGAGCCGCUUUCCAUCAUCUAUCAGCGCUCCUUGUUGACUGGUGAGGUCCCAGAUGACUGGAGGCUUGCCAAUGUGACUCCCAUUUAUAAGAAAGGUCGUAAGGAGGAUCCGGGGAACUACAGGCCUGUCAGCCUGACCUCGGUGCCAGGGAAGGUUAUGGAGCAGAUUGUCUUGAGGGAGAUCAUGCGGCAUGUGCAGGGUGACCGGGGGAUCAGGCCUAGCCAGCAUGGGUUUAUGAAGGGCAGGUCCUGUUUGACCAACCUGAUCUCCUUCUAUGAUCUAGUGACCCAUCUGGUGGAUGAAGGAAAGGCUGUUGAUGUGGUCUACCUAGACUUCAGCAAAGCCUUUGACACUGUCUCCCACAGCAUUCUCCUGCAGAAGCUGGCAGCCAGAGGCUUGGAUGGGUACACUCUUGGCUGGGUAAGGAGCUGGCUGGAGGGCCGGGCACAGAGAGUGGUGGUGAAUGGAGUCAAAUCCAGCUGGCGACCGGUCGUGAGUGGUGUUCCGCAGGGGUCGGUGCUGGGGCCUGUCCUCUUCAAUAUCUUUAUUGAUGACCUCGAUGAGGGCAUCGAGUGCACCCUCAGUAAAUUCGCAGAUGACACUAAAUUGGCUGGAAGUGUGGAUCUGCCUGGGGGUAGCGAGGCCCUACAGAGGGAUCUGGACAGGCUGGAGAGCUGGGCUGGAGCCAAUGGAAUGAGUUUCAACAAGGCCAAAUGCCGGGUCCUGCACUUCGGCCACAACAACCCCAGGCGACGCUACAGGCUUGGGGCGGUGUGGCUGGAGGACUGCGUAGAGGAAAUGGACCUGGGGGUAUUGAUUGAUGCUCGGCUGAACAUGAGCCGACAGUGUGCCCAGGUGGCCAAGAAGGCCAAUGGCAUCCUGGCUUGCAUCAGAAACAGUGUUGCAAGCAGGAGCAGAGAGGUGAUUGUUCCCCUAUAUUCAGCACUCGUGAGGCCGCACCUCGAGUACUGUGUCCAGUUUUGGGCCCCUCACUGCAAGAAAGAUAUUGAGGCCCUGGAACGUGUUCAAAGAAGGGCAACGAAGCUGGUGAGGGGUCUGGAACACAGGCCAUAUGAGGAGAGGCUGAAGGAGCUGGGAAUGUUCAGCCUGGAGAAGAGGAGGCUCAGGGGAGACCUUAUUGCUCUCUAUAACUUCCUGAAGGGAGGUUGUAGUGAGCUGGGGGUCGGCCUCUUCUCUCGUGUCAUUAGGGAUAGGACCAGGGGGAAUGGUUUCAAGCUACGCCAGGGGAAAUUCAGGCUGGACAUGAGGAAGUAUUACUUUUCAGAAAGGGUGGUCAGGCACUGGAAUGGACUGCCCAGGGAGGUGGUGGAAUCACCGAGCCUGGGGGUGUUCAAGGAAAGACUGGAUGUUGCGUUGAGGGACAUGGUUUAGUGGGAGCUAUUGGGAAUAGGUGAACGGUUGGACUGGGUGAUCUUUUAGGUCUUUUCCAACCUUAGUGAUUCUAUGAUUCUAUGAUUCUAUGAUUCUAUGAUAUCUUGAAUAGAAACUAGAAGGGAUGAAAAGACAGUAGACUGGCAAAAGUUCUGCAGGAAAAUGGAGCAAGGAAAGUAGUUACUCCAGCUGCAGAGUACCUAGCUGUGAGGACAAAAUAGAAGCCCGCAGUAGAUGAGAAACUUAGAGUGGGGAAUUAAAGAAACUAAUAUGCUGUAAUUGGUAUCUUUGGAACUGCAUGAAUGAAAUAAUCUUUCAGUACUGUACAGCACAGAUUUUCACAGUGUCUGAGAAAGCAACAGAUUGUAUCAGCCGUCAGUGGCAGAACAAGGUUUCUUCAAAGUUCCUGUCCACUAACCACAGAUAUUUACUGUCAUCUGCCUGGCUGAAUGAAAUAGGCUACAUGAGACUCAUGCAAAUGAGUCACCCAUACAAACCUGAAUCACUACCUCAUGCUCUGGAUUUAAAUUUAAAACAGACAAGAGAUUAUUUUCUGCCUUGUAUGGGAGUCUUGCUGAUAAAACAAGCCAUUAGAAGUGGCAGUAGAGAAGAAGCAGUCUGAUUCAAGAUGGGCUCCAAGUUGACAUUCACGUUGACAGUUCUCAAGCAGUCUGGGUGCCUGUCUCUGAGCGAGCUUGCCUUCUCCUCAGGCAGAGUGUGGGCUGAUGCUUUGCCACUUUACACCUACUUCCUGCAAUCCUGGCAAUUACCAAUUGUGUAAAACCCAGUUUCUGACGUGGCUGACUCAGCAAGGGCUUGGCUCAAAACAAAUACAUAUGCACAAGGAACUGCAGCCUGGGAAGCAGUGACAAGAGGCACAUGAAGAGAAGGCGGCAUUGUGGAUUUUUAUUGCUCUAGGUCCCACCUGGCUGAAUUGCCCCUGGACUUUCUUCUUCCAGAAUCUCAGAGCGUGGUGGUCACCAUUCUCUCAGUACGUCAGUGGUUUCUCCUCUCUGCCUGUUGGACUCAGGUGCAGCUCCGACAUACCCUACAGGAACAGGGAAAGAAGAGGUUGUUCCUGUUGUGCGACUUGCUGCUGAGCCUGUGACAGAAGUUCACCACCUGACUGUGAAGAGUCAGCAGUUUUCUCUUUGCUUUUUAUCA
Lagopus muta (rock ptarmigan) is the source of this 4169-nucleotide messenger RNA. It is a transcript of the gene C6H15orf62, whose product is annotated as chromosome 6 C15orf62 homolog. The transcript is spliced from 2 exons. The record is from RefSeq and is a predicted model, not a curated record. Lineage: Eukaryota; Metazoa; Chordata; Aves; Galliformes; Phasianidae. The coding region runs from base 1077 to 3005 and encodes 642 amino acids.